AUGAAGCUCUCACUUGCUCUUUUGGCGACCGCCCAAGCCGGAAUUGGCCGCGAUGUCGUCGAAAUGACCCGCCAAAUUUCUGACAAGUACGAGCAACGACUCAUCAAUGAGUUCAAGCAGUGGAAGGAUGCGUUCGAGAAGGAGUACGAAACGAUUGAGGAGGAGAUCCAACGAAUGGGCACCUGGAUGAAGAACAUGCUCCACAUCGAAGAGCACAACUUCCAGCACUCGCUCGGCAAGAAGACCUUUACCCUCGCCAUGAACAAGUACGGUGAUCAGACUUCUGAAGAAUUCGCCUCUACCUACAACGGUUUCCUCCACUCCGAAGGCAAGUCUCGAAAGCUCUUCGGUCUUCACGAAGACACCUUCUACCUCGACUACCUCAACGACGACGAGAGCAAGCUCGCCAAGUCUGUCGAUUGGCGAGAGAAGGGCGCCGUCACCGAGGUCAAGGACCAGGGCCAGUGCGGUUCUUGCUGGUCAUUUUCUGCAACUGGCGCUCUCGAGGGACAGAUGGCCCAGGUCUUUGGCAAGCUCCCAGAUUUGUCUGAGCAGAACCUUGUCGACUGCUCUCGACCUGAAGGCAACCAGGGCUGCAACGGUGGUUUAAUGGACGCUGCUUUCCAGUACGUCAAGGACCAGGACGGUCUUGAUGGCGAAGACUGGUACCCAUACGAAGGAGUUGAUAACAAAGAGUGCCGAUAUGACAAGGCUCACCGAGAAGCUGACGAUACUGGAUUCAAGAUGAUCCCAGAGGGCAACGAAAAGGCCUUGAAGCACGCUCUUGCAAAGGUUGGGCCCAUUUCCGUCGCCAUUGAUGCUUCCAACCCAUCCUUCCAAUUCUACCAGAGCGGUGUCUACUACGAGCCACACUGCUCUCCAGAAAACCUUGAUCACGGUGUUCUCGCUGUUGGCUACGGAACUGAGGAUGGCGAGCACUACUACCUCGUCAAGAACUCCUGGUCCGAAGCCUGGGGAGACAACGGCUACAUAAAAAUGGCCCGAAACAAGGACAACCACUGCGGUAUCGCCUCCUACGCCGUCUACCCGGUCGUCUCAUCUGUCGACAACAACGGCGAGCCAUUGUAA
Oikopleura dioica is the source of this 1089-nucleotide messenger RNA. Lineage: Eukaryota; Metazoa; Chordata; Appendicularia; Copelata; Oikopleuridae. The record is from the annotation of a GenBank genome assembly.